GGCCACCGCCUGCGCGGCGCUCGAGCAGGGCGUGCCGCCUUCCUCAACCGUGCUCGCGCUCAACGGCAUCGACGUGAGCGGCCUCACUGCGGAGGAGCUGAUGCUCGUGCUCCAGAGGUCCGCGCGGCCGCUCUCGCUGACGGUGCAGCCUCCACCGAGCGGCUUCGUCGACGCGGCGGAGGGUGCUGCGAAGGAGGGAGCGACGGUCGAGGCGGUGCAGGCAGAGGAGGCGGCGGAGGCGGCGGAAGCGGAGACGCCAGGCGCCGCCGCCGCUGCGGGUGACGCGGCGGGCGAGGCGGCGGCGGGCGAGGGCUUCGCGGUGCUGGUCGAGCUCGCGAGUAACGUCGCGCACACCACGAAGGCGAGCCAGAGCAACGAGGGCGACCGCAGCGAGGGCUUCGCGGUGCUGGUCGAGCUCGCGAGUAACGUCGCGCACACCACGAAGGCGAGCCAGAGCAACGAGGGCGACCGCAGCACCGCGAACGGGCAGGGAAGUUCCGGCCCGGGUGAAACGGCAGGCGACCCCACCAUCACCGACAAGGCCAAGGCGGCCAAGGCGGCCAAGGCGGCGGCGCUGCGGGCGGAGCUCGAGUCGCUCGAGGCAAAACUGGCGGCAAUGGCGACGCGACCGGCUGCGCCGCCGGGCCGCGCGCCGCCCGGUCCGGCUCCCGAGGCGAGGGUGGGGAAGGAGCCCCUGGCAUUGCUCGUCGAGCAGCCGCUGGCGCGGUCCAGCGAGAGCCCCGCGACCGGGGCAGAGGAGGAGGCGGCAGAGAGGCAGGAGGAGCAGGCAGCUUCUCUCAAGGAGCCAGCAGCGCGUGUGGCGGCGCCCCAGGUUUCCCCCAUCGGGAAUGGCGCCGCCAGCCCCGCCAGCCCUGCCAGCCUCGCUACCCCUGCCAGCACCCCAGCCCUGUUAGGAUCAGGGCUGGAUACAACCCCUGCCCGCGGUGCGGACACCGACGUGCACCUAAGCCAGGACUGGCCGGCGCCGCCGCCGGAGGAGAUCGACGUGAGCGAUGCGGGUGCGAUGCCGGAGGAGCUCGCCGGCUCGGACGAGCCAGAGGAACUGGCGGGCUCAGAUGAUUCUGAGGAGGCGCCGCUGGCUCCGCCCGAAGCGCCACCACCACCACCACCAGCAGCGCCGCCGCCGCCCCAGCCAGAGGCGCCGCCGCCUCCGCCAGCCCCGCCAGUCGCCGCGCCGGCGCCGGCGCCCGCGUCUGCGCCCGCACCGCCGUCGCCGAGCGCUCUGGCCGCCGCGGCGGGCGAGGGCGGCGUCGCUUCCCCGGAACACGAGUCUGACACACCCGUCUAGUGUGUGCCCGGGCACAGAGAGAUUCGUGUCACGAGUCAGAGAGGCUCAGAGCGGAGCCCUACUGCUACUCUAUAAUCCUCCGUACGCGUGUAGAGCCGUAGCCCCGAGUCUACUGUUACGUGUUAGCUGCCGUGCCAUUCUGGCUAGUUCCA
Messenger RNA from Emiliania huxleyi CCMP1516, 1461 nucleotides. RefSeq lists its product as hypothetical. NCBI's taxonomy places the organism in Eukaryota, Haptophyta, Isochrysidales, Noelaerhabdaceae. The coding region runs from base 101 to 1309 and encodes 402 amino acids. The record is from RefSeq and is a predicted model, not a curated record. The transcript is spliced from 4 exons.